Caenorhabditis sp. 36 PRJEB53466 is the source of this 555-nucleotide messenger RNA. Lineage: Eukaryota; Metazoa; Nematoda; Chromadorea; Rhabditida; Rhabditidae. The record is from the annotation of a GenBank genome assembly.
AUGGUCGCUAAGCCGCACACCAAGUCCACCAAGAGAACUCUUCGCAAGAAGAAGGUGCAUCUCAAGUUCAACGUUGAGUGCAAAAAAACCCAGUCGAGGACGGAAUUCUCAGAAUUGAGGAUCUCGUAAGUUUUUUUGGCUUCCCGAAAAAGCCGAAUCUAGUCGAUAGAGCUCCGUCUCUAUCGCAACGACCAGGCUUAGGGUAUUUUUGGUCCCUAGUAAGUCCUGGUUGCUUUCAGGAGGCCUUCUUGAACGAGAAGAUCAAGGUCAACGGAAAGACCGGACACUUGGCCGCCAACAACGUCAAGGUCGAGGUUGCCAAGACCAAGGUCUCGGUCAUCUCUGAGGUCCCAUUCUCCAAGAGGUUUGUUGUUCUUUUUGCUACCGACCUUCAUUUCCGUGUUUUUCAGAUACCUCAAGUACCUCACCAAGAAGUACCUGAAGAGAAACUCUCUCCGUGACUGGCUCCGUGUGGUUGCUGUCAACAAGAACACCUACGAGGUCAGAUACUUCCACAUCAACGACGGAGAGGACGCUGGAAGCGACCACGAGUAA